Molecule: messenger RNA, 1140 nt
Organism: Linnemannia hyalina
Lineage: Eukaryota; Fungi; Mortierellomycota; Mortierellomycetes; Mortierellales; Mortierellaceae
Source: the annotation of a GenBank genome assembly
AUGUGCUCGAAGGCCAUCAUGCCAGCGACUGAUUCGAUACCUUUGUCCUCGGAGGUCGCAAGGUCAGGAACCCCUCCUCCUCCUCCUCCCACUGUUGACGUUGAUAACGACACCGACAACAACAACAACAACCAGGAUGAUGACCAUGGACAAGAAGAUGCAGACUAUAUCCAAACAACGACAUCUACAGCAAUACAGCAAGAUGACCACCGAUACCAGGAACAGGACCGAAGCAGACUCGAUCCUGAAGCUGACGACGACAAAGUUGGCGAGGAGGACGACUACGAGGAUGAAGGCGAUAUAGAUUGGGGUGACGAUGAUGACUCUUUUGGAGAGGAACCAGACCCGGUGUACGUCGCAGAUAUGCUUCGCCAGAGUGGGAUCGAUUGGAUGCAGUACCCCAAUUAUGCCACCCACCGACUUGUCGUCACUUCCAGCGCGGAAGAAACAGUAGCAGAGGGACAGGUUCCUGGUAGACAGUAUUAUCGAGUGAUGGCCCAGUUCCUAAUCCCUGGAUCUGCUAUCUUUCGGGAUUUCUUGCUCGGCGAGGGUCCAAACACCGCAGCCAACGGCGACGAGGACGAGGAAGAGGAGGAUGAGGAGGAGAAAGUGUUUCGGAAGGAGAGAUUGGCUUGUCUUCAGGACGGACCCUUCACCGACUCGGACCCCUCCCUCGCCGACAACAAUUACUUCCAGGACCCCACAAAUGCUCCAGAUAUCGCACGCAGUUUACUCGAGCCCUUGGAAUCCUACAUCUACCAACGCUAUGCACCCUAUACUCCCACCACCUCAUCCGACGCCGACAUAGACCCAUACGCCCACCAACCCUGGCUUCACCUCUCCCUCCUUCACCCAGAGCACUUCCCGGGGCUUCUACAAGUCAUGUAUACCAUGGACCUGGACACCUGGGUAGAGACGUGUUUCCGUCCAGAGACGAUAGUAGGGAUUAUUGAGACGGUGAGGGCGUUGGAGUGUUAUUCAAGGUUGAUGGUGAAGUGUUUGGAGUACUUCCGGAGGGUGGAGGAUAUUCGGGGAGUUGAGGAGUUUGAAGAAGAGCGUGAGGGAGGUUUGGAGGAGGUGAGGAGGUUGGUGAGGGCUGCUGUUGAGAGUGGUAUGUUGCCACCCGAUCCCGACCUUUGA